CGAAAAUAACGACUUUUCUUUUGAGCUUUCUCAUUUAAGUAACUACAUUCAAAUUUAUACUUCGACGUCAUAUGAGUGAUACUUUUUUUAUUUUUGAAAUAUUUGAAGUAACGAAUUAAUUGUAACUUUCUAUAUUAUCGUAAAAAUGGUAUUAUAUAUAUUUUUUUAUGCGGGCACAAGUUUGAUUACAAAAUUAUCGGCAAUUGUAAACUACUUCGCAACAUAAUUAAUUCGAGAGACAUAAUAUUCGUGUUUUAAAAUAAUGUUUUUCUUUUCUUUCUCCCAUAAAAGAUCACGAUAAUUGUUUUUAAAGUUAAUUAUGCGUUACAAUCAAAUUAGAAUUUUUUUAUUUGAUUAUCUUAUAAUUUUACUUCUCUCAGUAUUAUUGAUUUCAGGAAACGAGGUAUAUAAUAUCGAAGAAGUGGAUUUAUCCAAAUGUAAACUUACACAGCUCGGAACAGAAUACCGAGGUUCAAAGAUGGUAACUAGUAAUAAUAUUCGUUGUCAAUAUUGGCAAACAGAUCAGCCAUUGCACAAGGUUAACCCUAAUAUCACGGAUGCAGAUUUCCCAGAAAAAUCGAUGAAAGCUGCGAAAAAUUAUUGUCGAAAUCCCACUAAAGAUCCUCGAGGUCCUUGGUGUUAUACGUUAGAUCCUACUCUUAUAGAUGAUGAAUGUGAUGUGCCGCUUUGUAAUUUUGGUGAUUGCAGAAUUUCUGGUAUAGGGGCUGAAUAUGCUGGAGAUCGUAAAAUUAGUUCUUCGGGUAAAAAGUGUAAAUCAUGGGCAGGGCGAUAUAAAGUUUCUAAUGAUAAGAGUCCAGCAUACGCUAGAAAAAACUUUCCAGAUGCGUCAUUGAAGAAAGCUAAUCGUUUUUGUAGAAAUCCUGAUGAUAAUAUUGGUGGUCCAUGGUGUUAUGUACAUGAUGAAGCUUAUGAAACAAUUGAAAAAGAAUAUUGUGAUAUACCAUUUUGUGAUGACAAGGACUGUUUAGUAUACGUCAGAAAUACAUCAAGAUAUUCUAUUUUGACAGCUUUAAACUCUACAUUUGCUAGCAUUAAAUUCUGGAUUAAAUUAUGGAAUCCAAAUGAUGAAUAUAAUGGAGAAUUUAAAAUUUUAUUAAGUCUUCUUCCAAUUCCUACAUUUGCAAGUAAAAUUGCUGAAGAUUGGCAUGUAGGUGUUGAGUUAAUGUUUUCAAAUUUUGGUACUGGUCAAACAUAUCCUGAUAUUGAUAUGGAUGAUUUUGAAAAUACACCAAACAUCUUACUUGGUACAAAAUGGACUGGUAUAUGGAUUACAUGGGCAGGAGGUUUCAUAUCAAUAGGAAUGUAUGGUACAUCUAAACCUUUCUUUAUUGGGGAGUAUAAAAAAAAAGAUACUAUCUCAGGUCUUUAUUACGAUUUUUUGUUAUAUUAUGGGAUCAUGGGUACAAAUGUCCUUUGGAGUACAGAAUCCUGUCAAAGUGAUUGUGAAAUUCAUGUAACUGUUGGAACAGAAUUCACAAACGUUUGGCCAAUGCAAAAAUCUAAUAAUACCUAUGACAUUCAUUUUUAUGUGCGAGCAAAUCGCAAUAUUGCUAUACGAAUGUAUCAAAAUCCUGUUAAUAUUUAUCCAUGUUUUACUAUAAUUAUUGAUAAUGUUACAUCAUUAAUAUAUCAAAAAAACAAAUUUUCAAUGAAGCAAUAUUUGAAACAAGUUUCAAGUAAAGGAUUAUUAAAUUUUUGGAAGUGGAAAAAAUUUACUAUUAGUAUUUUAGGUCCGCAUUUACGGCUAUUUUAUGAACAAACAUAUGGCGAUGAAGAAUUUUUAUAUGUACAUUAUGAUCUUUUUGAUACGUUAAGAUGGUUCAGUAUAGGAACUGAAUAUAAUGUAGCUUAUUGGACACUUUUUUGUAUACCAGAUGAAGAAAUACAUACUAUAGAAGAUCCAUGGCCACCUAACUGUAUAUCAGAUCUUAUGGAUUAUGGUUAUAAAGGUGAUCAAUGGUUCAGUAUAAAUGAGAUACCUUGUAUACCAUGGAUUUCAAAAGAAAUACCAGAAGAAGACAAAAUUGAUAGUAAGUUUAUUGAUGGCUCUGCUUUAAAAGCACUUAACAAAUGCAGGAAUCCCAGUCAUAGUUCACAUGGUCCUUAUUGUUAUAUAAUGACUGAUCUAAAUACUUCAAACAUAUCAAAGCAAUAUUGUCCAGUACGAAAAUGCCUAUCUUCAGAAUGCAAAAUGGCUGGUACAGCAAAUGAUUAUAUAGGAACUUUAUCAACAACACGUUCAGGUAGAACUUGUGCUAAAUGGAUAGCUGAUUUCGAUCUUGUGGAAACGAAAGUAUAUGCACCUGAGACUACCACACAAGGACUUAUAGAAUUACCAAGACGAUAUAUGACACAAGAAGAGCUACUUUUGAGAAUGUUUCCGCAAAGAAGACCUAAACUUAUCAAAGUUUUAAGACCAAAAGAUUCAAUUAAUCGAACAUUGUUCAAUGACAAUUUGUAUGCAGAACAUAGUGCAAAAAAUGCUAGUAAUUAUUGCAGGAAUCCAUCUCGUAAUAUCGCCGGCACAUGGUGUUAUACAACAGAUCCUCUUGUACCGCAAGAUCUCUGUGAUGUCAGAGAUUGCGAAAUGCUAGAAGAAUGUAUAUUCCUUAUUCAUGGACAUGGUAUUGGUAGACGAUUAUACGUUUUUCCUGAAUAUCGUUCUGAGGGUCUACAUUUUUCUCUGAAAGCUUGGGAACCUGAUCAAUUAGAUUCUAUAACAAUUGUUUUCACUGCAGAUGAUGGUUUUAAAUCACGAUAUAUUCUUAAAAUUGGUGCUUUAGAUAAUGAAAAAAUACUCCUAUAUUAUCAGUCUGAAAGCCAAGCUAUAAACUUAGUUAAAAAGAAAACAUUGCCACAUUUAUUGUAUUUUGGAAAAUGGAGCAAUUUUGUUAUUCGUAUACCACGAGGAAGUAUUUUACUUUAUUAUGAAGGAUCAUCAAAUCCUUUAUUUGAAUGGAAACAUUCAAAACCAUCACAAGUAUUUUCGCCUGUUUAUUAUUAUUAUAAUAGUGAACAAAAACAUGCUGUAGGCGUUGCUUUUGAUUGUAAUUCCAGAUGUCAGAUAGAAAAAACAGAAACUAAUGAACAUACAAGAAUAUUACCGUUUUCUAUAUGGAAUAAACAAAAAAUGUCAAAUAUUAAUACAUUAACACUUAUGAUACGUGCAAAAGGUGUUGUUACACUUCCAUUGUUUUUGUUUCCUGCAACAUCUAGCUAUUACUCCUUAUCUCUCUUUGAGUCUGGACCAUGGAUAUUCUUUCAAAAGAACAAUUAUCCCAUUGUCAAAAUAUUUCAUAAGCAAUUAAUUUCAAGUGCAUUAUUUACAACAAAUUCAUGGACAAAUAUAACUAUAAGAUGGUUAAAGAAUAUUAUUGAAUUAUUGUGUAAUGAUACAUUGGUAUUUCAUUAUGAACAUAGCAACCCUCUGCUUUUUUAUUUUUUCUCAGUCACUGUUAAUAACAAUGGAUGGGCUAUUUGGUCUGCAAAUUGUGUACCAACUGAUAUAGAUGGACCUGCUAUUGAUGGUGGUUGGUCUGAAUGGGGUCCAUGGUCAUGUAGUGCUAGUUGUAAUGGCGGUGUUGGAACAAGAACACGUUUAUGCAAUUCUCCAGAACCUAAUAUUAGAGGAGAACCAUGUAUUGGUCCUAAUAGUAUGACAGGACGUUGCAAUUUGAUUAAAUGUGGAGAUUUAACAGAGGACACAAUUAUUUUAAUACAAAGAAGAAUUAAAAGAAACCAUACUUCUUUAAUUAUUAAAGAAUAUGGAACUGUCGUAAUUCCAUCAGAUUAUGAUAUUAUUCAAUUAAUAUCAAAUACAUCUGUAGAUUUUGAGAUACAAUGGUCUCAUAAUGGAAUUUUUAUUAAAGAAAAUAAUAGAAUUAGGAUAAAAAACUUUAAUGUUGUAAUAAACAGAGCUCUACUGAUUGAUUCUGGUAUUUAUACAAUCACUUUACAUAGAAUUGAUCAGUCAUAUCUUGUAUUGAAAGUUGUUGCUUUAGCCAUUAUACCAAGUACAGAAAGUAUUACUAUACGUGAAACUUUACCUUUAUCUGUAAUUUGUAAUUGUCUUAUUUUGGGUUAUGUAUAUUCUGAUCUCAAGAUAUCUUGGGAAAUAAAUGAAAAUAUUUGGAAAGAUUAUGGUAUUACCCUACCUAUUGCUGUAAAUGUCGAUUAUAUCAAGGCAAUAAAUAAGUCACAUGAAGGAAUGUGGAAAUGCAUUGUAGAGCAGACUGAUUUAAAUUUUAAAUGGAUAACUAAUAUAAUUGUUGUUAAAGUUAUUGGUUCACCAAAUUGGCGCACUUAUUUAAUGGAAGAUAAAUUGACUAGUCCUAUAUUUGGUUGGAUGCCAAGUGAAAAUUUUGUUGCUGUUUCUGCAUUAAUAAUCUUUUUAAUACUAAUUGGUUGUAUAAUUAUAGGUUCAAUCUUUUUAAUAAGGCAAGUGUAAUUUUCUUAAUAUAAUUAUUACAGUAACAAAAUUUCAUACACAAUAAUAAUUUGGUAUUAAUAUUAAUAAACAGGCUUCAAGAAAGUCGAAAGAUCAAAAUUCAAACUUUCAACCAAAAGAAAAAUAAACAAUAAAUAGAUCCCAACUAAGGAAUUUGUUCUCCCCUUGAAAACUCGCUUUCGAAGUACAAUACAUUCUCUCAAGGAAGAGAAAAAAAACAAUGGAACGCGUGAAAAAGAUGUUGGAAUAUAAUACUAAGUACCCG
Molecule: messenger RNA, 4733 nt
Organism: Vespa mandarinia (Asian giant hornet)
Lineage: Eukaryota; Metazoa; Arthropoda; Insecta; Hymenoptera; Vespidae
Source: RefSeq, a predicted model, not a curated record